GGACGGACCCGGGGCGGGACAGGGUAGAGAACUUGUACCAGCUGCGCUGCCCCCCGUCCAACUUCCGGGCGAGAGGGGAGCCUGACAGAGCAGCUCCGGACUUUGGCCCGGUCGUGGUCUCGAACCGCGACGGGCAGCGUGAACGGCUGCCGGGCCACCGUUUUUGGUAUGUUCGCACCUGUGGCUAAGAGCGCUGGGCGUACCCCGCCCGCCAGUUUUGACGCCUAUUGUCCGGAUGGGCCGGCGCGCAGUUGUCGUAAUGUGCGCGGCCACCAAUCCCGUUGGCGCCUGCCUCUACAAGUAUUGCCGCGGCCAGUUUGUUCGUCGGCUUCUCAUGCAGCCGGCCCCCAUUUGUGUUUUUCCGUGGAGAGACACAGCAAUUGUGGCAUGGGCGGCCGCGGCCCUAGCGCUUCCCUGCUUGCGCGAUUGGGGUUUGCGCGUUCAGCAAAGAUCUUGACUGGUUCAGCCACCUUGUGUGCGAGACCAACGUUGCUUCUCCUGCCAUUGUGUGCCCUGUGUUCCCCAGAGGUGAUACUUCCGCAGAGAGACAACAAGCAGCCUGUGUUUCACUUUGGCAUCAGUAGAUCGAGUGCAGCAACACUAUUACGAAGCCACGAGUGAUCGCUUUCGUACACAUUGACGGCAAACGGUCGCCUUGUGUUAUCCCGAGACGAGGACCAGAACGCACUACGCAAUGCCGUGCCCGACUUGCUUCGCAGCAGUCGCAGCGACCAGCGUUCCGACAAUCAGCCCCGGCUCCGCCGGACGCAUCGCCGCGUUCGAAAACGUCCGCGCCGACCUGGAGUCGGCCCGCAUUGCCCAAGCCACGGCCGAGUUUGGCUCGCUCGCGAAACUGGUCGUCAACGAGCUGAAAAACGCACUGCAGGUGCACGGGCCAGCGGGUGACGUUCCUGGAGGUGCUGUGGCCAGCGGGGCUGGGCUGCUUGAUCCCAGUCAGGCAAUAGCACAGCACUCCGCAUCUUUUCUACAUGUCGCUCCUCCGCACGACUACAGCAACUUUUUGUGAAUUUUUGCAGGUAAGCUCUGGCCGAGCAGGAAGAGUGAGAUGAUUCAGGCUGGUCCUUGACUUUGGUCUUCGGGGUCCGUGUGGCACGAAUACUACAGCUAUCUCGCCGAGCAUCAUUUGGCCCGCCUGAGUUGUCGACAAGCACACGGACAAGGAGCGAAAAGGGGUGGAGAGUAUUCCACUUGUUUAAAUUAAUGAGCG
Messenger RNA from Amoebophrya sp. A120, 1228 nucleotides. The record is from the annotation of a GenBank genome assembly. Lineage: Eukaryota; Dinophyceae; Syndiniales; Amoebophryaceae.